This is a messenger RNA of Stylophora pistillata, 1649 nucleotides long. Its product is annotated as S-methyl-5'-thioadenosine phosphorylase. Gene Ontology annotation, molecular function: S-methyl-5-thioadenosine phosphorylase activity. Gene Ontology annotation, cellular component: cytosol. Gene Ontology annotation, biological process: nucleoside metabolic process. Lineage: Eukaryota; Metazoa; Cnidaria; Anthozoa; Scleractinia; Pocilloporidae. The record is from RefSeq and is a predicted model, not a curated record.
UUUCGGAUUUGUGACUGAUCUGCGUUUCGAAGCCUGCAUCGUCUCCAAUAAUUACUAGGACAUUCUUUCGCUCAUUUGAUGUCGCUAUCGUGGAAAUCGAAGACAAUAAUAUGAGAAAGGUGGUUACACUGGGAAGGCGAAAUGUUAUUCCAACACCUUUGUAGUGUUGUUUGCAAACAAGGUAUUGGGUUCCAGAUCCCUCACAGGUAUUUCGCAAGUAACGCCUUGAGAUUCUGCGUUUCGAGGCGACCAAAGCGCUCCUGCGGCACGUGUUUCCGAUUUGUGACUGAAACCAGCAUGGGAAAGAUUAAGAUUGGAAUCAUUGGUGGCACUGGUCUGGGUGAUCCUGAUAUUUUAAAAGAAGGAAAAGAAAAAAGAGUUUCUACACCAUUUGGAGAGCCCUCAGAUGCCUUAGUUAUUGGUAAAAUAUCUGGAGUGGAGUGUGUUUUGUUAGCAAGGCAUGGUAAGAAACACACUGUCAUGCCAACAAAUAUCAACUAUCGGGCAAAUAUUUGGGCUCUGAAAGAAGAGGGCUGCACUCAUGUCAUUGUCACUACAGCAUGUGGAUCUUUAAAAGAGGAAUAUAAACCUGGAGAUCUAGUGUUUCCAGACCAGUUCAUUGAUCGUACAACAAAAAGAACAUCUACAUUUUAUGAUGGUAAAGAAGGAAGCCCACCUGGAAUCUGUCACAUGCCUAUGCAUGAACCUUAUUGUUGUCAUGUUAGAGAGAUUCUUGGUGAAGUUGCCAAAGAAUUGAAUUUAAGUCAUCACAGCUCAGGAACCAAUGUUGUUAUUGAAGGUCCUCGCUUCUCAUCUAAAGCUGAAAGUAAAAUGUUUCAAAUGUGGGGAGGAGACAUCAUCAAUAUGACAGCUGUUCCAGAAGUAGUCCUGGCUAACGAAGCUGGUCUUUGUUAUGCUGCUAUUGCUAUGGUGACUGACUAUGACUGUUGGAGAGAUGACCAUGAGCCAGUGAGUGUGGAAUCAGUUAUGGCAAUCUUCAAAUCCAAUGUGGAAAAUGUGAAAAAGCUUUUGUUGGUGGUAAUACCUCGUAUUGCUGCAAAAGAAUGGAAUGGCAUCAUCAAAGACCGAAAGGCUGCUGUCACAAAUAACCUCGUGCAACAUUGAACCUGACCAUCCCAAUAAAAGUGAUAUGAAAUUAGUCUACAGGUAGCAAAAACAACUUUAGGAUCUUGAGGAUUUUUUCAGUGUACAUAAAGAAAUGUGGGAUAAACAGAAACCUUUUCACUUGGGCUUCUUUAAGAAAGCAUUAUGAUAAGUUAAAAUGUAUGGAAAAAGUACGGCAAGUAUAUUUAUAUCUCAGUUUACAACUGAGAUAAUGAUUAUGUAGAUUUUACUGAUCUUGCCAUUCAAAUCCUCUGUAAAAUCAGAUACAACAAGCCUAGAGGCUUCAAUACCUGCAAGGUUGUCCUGUAAAAUCACUGAUAAUGUCAAAGUCCUUAUUGCUUUCAUUUGUGACAUAUAGUAAAUCUUCCUAGGUAGUACAUAAUUUCUCUUUUUGUUUUUGUUUUUAAUUGCAAGGCACACCCUGUAAGAGGUACAAAUUAAAUUUAAGGAAUCCUCAUGUGAAAAUAGCUGAAUGAAUUUCAUUCCAAAACCAGAAAAUAAAGUGAAAAAGGCUUGAAAACCAA